UAGGCGGAGGCGUGGGCGUGCCCGUGGGGCGGGCGGCUGCGGCUGCGGCGCGGGGUCCUUCCCGGUGUUCGGCGUUGAGCCCCCGCUGCCGCCGUGACCGUCACCGCCGCUGCCGCGGUCAUCCGUGUCGGGCCCGGCCUCAGGGUGUGCCCCGCACGGCUCCUGCUGGUGUUCCUGGAGCAUGGGAGCCUGCUAGGCUUGUGUGUGUGGCAGUGUCCAGCAGGAGCUGCAUGUCUCACCCUGUGGCAGGGAGGGCGUCCAUGGCUGCAGCCAACAAGGGCAACAAGCCCAGAGUCCGGAGUAUCCGCUUUGCAUCAGGCCACGAUGCAGAAGGCCUCCAGGGCCAGGGCCAUGUCCACUUUGAGGAGAAGCUGCAUGACUCAGUGGUCAUGGUCACCCAGGAGAGUGACAGCAGCUUUCUGGUCAAGGUUGGCUUCCUGAAGAUCCUGCACAGGUACGAGAUUACCUUCACUCUGCCCCCAGUGCACAGGCUGAGCAAAGACGUCCGGGAGGCACCUGUCCCCAGCCUGCACCUCAAGCUCCUCAGCAUCAUGCCUGUCCCAGAAGCAGGUUACAGCGUCAAGUGUGAGUACUCAGCACACAAGGAGGGUGUCCUCAAGGAGGAGAUGCUGCUGGCCUGUGAAGGUGGCGCUGGCGUCUGUGUUCGUGUGAUGGUGCAGGCACGAGUCAUGGACCGACACCACGGCACACCCAUGCUGCUGGAUGGUGUCAAGUGUGUGGGUGCUGAGCUAGAAUACGACUCAGAGCACAGCGACUGGCAUGGCUUCGACUGAGGCCCGUGCCCCCGCCUGCCUCGGGGCCCCUCAGCCUUAAACCCCACCUCAUCUCCCCGAAUGCUGUGUGAUGGUGUGGCUUCCUCACCCCUCUGGGCAUGGGGGUAGAGUGUCUAGGGGCCUCAAGCUGGGGCCUCGCCCAUGCCUCUCACCUCUGCCUUCACCUGCCACCUCCCUGCCUCUCCUGUGUCUCCCUCUCCCACUUCCUCCUCUCUGUGUGCCUCAGUCUCCUGCCAGAAGAAAUGGGUUGAGUCCCCAAGGAGGCUGUCUGAGGAGGGGAGGGGGAGGGCCUGAGGUGGGUUCUAUCCACCCCCCACCCCAAGUCAUAGGAGCUCCAGCCAGGGCCCAGGGGAGAGGAGAGAGGAGGGCGCUGGCUCUGUGAUGUCGUCUCCCUGUUACUGCUGCUGCCCUCUCGCUUUAGCCACCUCCCUCUUUCCCACUGCUGUCCACGGUGAGUAGGAGGGAGGUGCAGUUCCCAACCCCUGCCCCCAGGUCUGUGUUACUUGAUUUUUAAACGACUGGUUGGGAUAAAAUGCUAAAUAAAUAAAAACUUUCAAUGGA
Messenger RNA from Manis pentadactyla (Chinese pangolin), 1355 nucleotides. RefSeq names its product adipose secreted signaling protein (gene ADISSP). The coding region runs from base 231 to 794 and encodes 187 amino acids. The record is from RefSeq and is a predicted model, not a curated record. NCBI's taxonomy places the organism in Eukaryota, Metazoa, Chordata, Mammalia, Pholidota, Manidae. The transcript is spliced from 6 exons.